AUGAGUUCUAUUCAAAACAUCUCUAGCUCGGCGGGUGAGGUUGAAUCUAGCGAUAGGGGGAGGAGAAAGAAGAGAGAUGACAAUGAGUAUGAGGAUGGACAUUACAGUCAGAGCCACGACUCUCGGCAUGGCUCCAAUAAAAAAGAAAGAAGCAGGCAUCAUGGCAAGGACAAUGACCGAGUAAGCAGACAAGACAAACAUAAAUCCAAAAGCGAAAACAGGAGUAGAGAGCGAAACAGGAGCAGAGAGUUAGAUGCUGACCAUGCCAAUGACGACGAGAGCCGUGGUGCAAAGAGUUUGGACAAAUCCAGUGUAGAUUGCGACGAGAGUCGUCAAAAUAAAAACCAUUCUAGCCCCUCCCGAAAGAGCAAGAGUAAAUCUAGUCGCAAGAGCCGUAGUAAAUCUCGAGAUUCUUACUCCAGCACUGAUUCGGGAUCUGAGUCGUCUGCUUCUUCACGUUCCACUAGCCACUCAUAUCGUGAGCAACGCAAGAGCCGAAAGAAUCAUAAAAAGGACAAACAUCACAAAAAAUCUUCAAAAUCAAAGAGUAAAAAGAAAAGAUCUCGUUCAUUGUCGCCUUCAAGCAACGAGAGUGAGCCUGAGCGGCGCAGUGUGAUUACAGGGAAAAAGAUCAAACUCAAGGUCAAAAAGACAACCAAUGACAAAGUUAGAGAUCUGAAUAGGCUUGAUUUAUUGCAUCAUCUCAAUCAAAUGUAUGACUGA
Messenger RNA from Batrachochytrium dendrobatidis JAM81, 723 nucleotides. RefSeq lists its product as uncharacterized. The transcript is spliced from 5 exons. The record is from RefSeq and is a predicted model, not a curated record. Bases 1 to 723 code for a protein of 240 amino acids. NCBI's taxonomy places the organism in Eukaryota, Fungi, Chytridiomycota, Chytridiomycetes, Rhizophydiales.